Molecule: messenger RNA, 4071 nt
Organism: Microcebus murinus (gray mouse lemur)
Lineage: Eukaryota; Metazoa; Chordata; Mammalia; Primates; Cheirogaleidae
Source: RefSeq, a predicted model, not a curated record
CCUGCACUUCGACGACCGCUUCUCCGACGAGCAGCUGGUGACCAUGUCGGUGCGCGAGCUGAACCGCCAGCUGCGCGGGGUCAGCAAGGAGGAGGUGAUCCGGCUGAAGCAGAAGAGGCGGACCCUGAAAAACCGCGGCUAUGCCCAGUCCUGCCGCUUCAAGAGGGUGCAGCAGAGGCACGUCCUGGAGUCCGAGAAGAACCAGCUGCUGCAGCAAGUCGACCACCUCAAGCAGGAGAUCUCCAGGCUGGUGCGCGAGAGGGACGCGUACAAGGAGAAGUACGAGAAGUUGGUGAGCAGCGGCUUCCGAGAAAACGGCUCGAGCAGCGACAACCCGUCCUCUCCCGAGUUUUUCAUGUACCCAAGGGAAUCCUCUACAUCAGUGAUGUGAGAAAAUCCAGUUGCCUGAAGUCCAAGAGGUACAUCUUGAUUUUUGAUUUGCAUGCGCUUGCCAGAGUGAGUUUUUCGUGAGGGGGGGAAAAGUAAACGGAAGCACGUAAGGAAUGCUGCUAAUUCUGUAGAGGAGAGAAGUUCCUGUUUUCGUAGCGUUUGUAUUCGGGUGCCACAUAAACGGAAGCCAUCCAUGCAUUUGUAUUCUGUAUUUAUGUCAUUACACAAACAUGGGGUAGAGAAUAAUCUAAUGUGAGUUGAAAUUAGACUUACUGGACUGGAGUCUAUUGGACACUCAAAGAGCUAGUCCUUCAACUUGAACGACAGACGAUUUGGGUGAAUCUGUGUAACUAGCAGCCAUAUUGCCCUUGCUCACAUUGACCUGGGCCUUGUAAACAUUGCAAAUGUUGCAGUCACAUAUUUACAUUUGGAAAAUUUAGUAUAAUUUCCAAGCACAGUAUGUCCCCUGACCUUCUGCAGCCAAAUGUGACAAUGGAUUCAAUCCUCACUUCAAUUGUAGACAGAAGGGGAGAGGAGGAGACAAGUGGGAGGCAGAAAUCUGAUUUUCAUCUGCUAAAAAAAUGAAAUUGAGCUAUUUAAAUGGGUUUUCAGUUACAAGUAUCCCAGCGUGAAUUUAAUUAUGAACUCUCUUCUUUUGGAAAGCUAGACCAACACUCUUACACCGAUAAUUACUUAGUGUCAUGGUUUUAUGUAUUCUUGUCACCUCUUAUUGGCUAAUGGAACAUUUUUUUUUUAUUAAAAAUUUUGCUUGCUGAGAAAUUUGCAUGAAAUACAUUUUUUGGUUUCUAGCUAAACUGAGGGGGGCAAAAAAUCACACUGUCAAAUUGCUACUCUUUGCAAAGGAGGCACUUUAAGGAUCCAGUGAACAGAGAGAGCAUUGGAAAAACAGAACCCAUUUUUCCCACUAUUCCAAAAUAGUAUCUGAUUACUUAUUUCUACAUGGUGCUAUGAUGAGAGUUUUGUGUUGAAUAACUGGACUAUGACUAUUUAGUAUGAUUUCUUUGCUAAUCUUAUAUAAAAUUAACAUUUUAUUUAAUAGUUCCCAUGCAUAUAUUUUAAUGCAACGUUUGCCUUUGGGGUUCAUUUGCGUGUCCAAAUGUAUGCAUGCAGUUUCAAUACAUUAUUCCUUUCUUGUCCUUGUCUUUGUAAUUGCCAUUUGAAAACCACCUAUUACAUGUGAUGAUUUAAAUCCACUGGCAAGUUCCAUGACAUUGAGACCAUCCAUUUUUGAGCAAAGAGUUAAUGAACUUUAAAGGCAAGGUUCACACUGGCCCUGACCUCCUGGUAAUAUUUCAUAUAAGGUUACUAGUGGGAGAAAAAUCAAAUUUCAGCUGUGAACAUGAUUGACAGGUGAGAGCAGGGAAGAGAAAGGCAUUUGAUCAGAUAGGGAAUUUGGGGAGAAAGAGGACAAUUCCUUGAAGUUACUCUAUGAUAUUAGAUAUUAUAAGCUGAUAUAUGAAAAGUUCAAUACUUGGUACUCUUGGGAGAGUUACUUAGUUUACUUUUUUUUUUUUUUUCCUGGAAAGUCACUUUGGUUAAGGGAUUUCAGCUAGGGAAGCCAAAAAUGGUGAGACACUAGCUUUCCUGCUCUCUAGCUCAUUUCAACCAUGUAUAGCUUUGUGGCUUAUUUUUGGCAAUUUUUUAGGCUAGGGUAUGACAAUUAAAUCACAAGCCAUUUAAUUACCUUCAGUUUAUUCUAAGAAACACAGUCCAGAUUAUAUUAUGGUUCUUGGACAUAUUAUAAAAUAUUUAUCCCGAGUGGUAUCAAAAACAAUUAAAAUUUCCAUUUAGGUAGCAUCGCCUGAUCCUAACAUUUUCCGUUAGUGCAUGUGGCAGUUUAACAUAUGCAAAUUGACCAAAAUGCAUGCUUUAUCAAGAUUGCGCCUUUUCCAAAAAAUGUGUUCUAUCAUGAAGAUGAACAUAGACAACAAUUGCGCACGGCUUGUACAUCUUUCACCCAAUUUGGGGAUUUGACGUAAACUUUUUCGUGGUAGCAUCAUUGCCAUGGAAACGUGUGAAGAUGUUGCUUGACCCUCAGGCUAAGGUGGCUUCUGAAUUAGCCGUCAAGGCUGUCUUCUAGCUUGACUUAUCACAAGCAGACAACGCAACGACCCAUGGCGUGCACCAAUGUGAAAGUAGGCCUCCAAAACAUGUUCUUGCAUCUGUGUGCUGAAACACUGAUUCGGAGGUGGGGACAGACCUUAGCCUGCUCAUGUCUGUGCUCUGCCUGUUUCAGAUGUUCCUGACAUUGGCUAAGACCCAUCUGGAUGCAACCAAGCCUUACAGAGCUGCCUCAGGGCAGGGCAGGGGGACACAAAUGUAGGGGAGAGGCCCAUUUGUAGUUUUGCUGUCACCUAUGGGAGAAGCUUAUGAAACUUGUAUAAACAGCACUUCCUGGUACCCAUCAGUUUUUUUUUUUUUUCCCCUAGUCUUAAAAUUGACAGAGUGGACAUCUUUUAUCCUGACUGUACCUGUUCCGAUGAUACAAAUUCAGAAAGUUGUCAAAUGUCAGGAAGUCCUUAUUAUUUUAUGAACCGGAGUGAAAACCAACCCAAAACAGUGAAAGUGCUCAGAAAUCUUGUUUCUAAUUUGCAUACCAGUCCUCCCAUGUUGCUCAUAAUCAUCCAGAAAUAAAACACAAAUGUGGUUUCCCAAAUGCCCAGUGUUGGUGUGGGUGCCUUAGCACAGUGUGUGUAGCUAUUUCGUUCAAAUAUAAAAGUAAAAAAGCCAUUACCAAGUUUCCCUUGCAGAACCCAUCAAAACAUUUUAACAGAAAGGGUGAACCAGGUGUUCCCAUGCAGAGGACAUGUGAAAACUCAGAUUGUUCAUUCUGAUUUCUUGGUGCCUCUGUUUAAAAAGCCCAGGUGACUGGUCUUGACCCUGUCUUCACUGCAGGCUGCUCAGAGGUCCUAAAAUACCCUGUUUUUGUAGUAAAUCCCCCACCCAAAAGACAGGAAAGGAAAAUGCAGUCUUGCUUUCGGAUUUGGAGCAGGGACCAAUCACAAAUUCCAUGAGUAUGUCUCAAGCAAGUUACAUCAACGUAUGCUCUGGCACUGAGAAAAUAAGGAGAAACAAUUCUGUUUUGAAGUGUUUUAUCAUUUGGACUCACCCGAAUUGUUUUUUGUUUUUGUUGUUUGUUAAUUUAGAUUAUCCUCUCUAACCAACACCACACUCCCUUCCCUAUAUAGGCUGCCUGAUGUUUCUCUUUCUGUGGGCACAGGCCUGCAACUGAGCUUAUUUAAUCAAUUAAUUAUAGCAGAGCAGGAGCAGGGUCACUAGCCUAACGAUGCCGUACGAACUCAUAUUAUUUGCAGUUAACUCUAGUAUACCAUUGAAGGGCGCAACUUGAAACAUUAUGCAUCUAGCGAGGGGGAAAAAGAAAGAAGGAAUUUCUGCAAAAGUGCAAUGCUCAUUACUUAAAAUAAUGCUUCUGUAAAAAGAGCUUUCGUUCUAAAAGCACACAUUAAGUCACCUGCCAAAAGCUCAGAUUUACUGCUGCCGUUCAGAGAUGCCAAUGUUUAGACUCUCUUCACCUGCUGCUUGCUGAGUCUUUCAUUUGCUCCAUCCAAAAAUUGUUGUAAAGUUGUUGUUUUGUGUCUGCAGUUUUUUGCUUUCUCUGGCACCUAAUGAAAUUAUCAGCAAUAAAUGAGCUAAGCAGCA